UAGAAAACAAGAGCCAUCCCGGACCAGUCAUUCGAUUUUGCUUCUGAAAUUGAAAGGCUGAUACAGAGCUAGAAGAAGAAGAAGAAGAAGCGAAGUCUGACAUGGGAAGCACGAGCUGUGCUUCCGUUUCCAAUCUGCACUUCAUAUCAAAUCGCAGCCACGAGCGGCUCGGCCCAAUCAGAAACCAGCUAGCUCCGGUUCAAGCUCGGACGCACCGUAGCAGAAGACGGAGAUCGGAGCUUAGCAGUUUGCGUAGCCGGAGGAGGUUGGGGAACGACGUCGUUUGCUGUGCGGUUGAUGACGAUUUGAGAGAGAAGGAGCUUGGUGCCGGGCCUGGUCUUGGCUCCGCCGUCGAAGAAAGACCAGAUGAGGUUGCUGAUUCGAAAGAAGAGGGAGGAAGUUCGAUUUACAAUUUCUUAUAUCCGAGUGAAGAGCUCCUCCCGGAUGAUAAAGAGAUGAGCAUAUUUGAUCAUCUGGAAGAGCUGCGUCAGAGAAUAUUUGUAUCGGUUGGCGCAGUGGGAGUUGCUAUGUUGGGAUGCUUUGCGGUUUCGAAGGAUCUUAUUGUGUUUCUUGAAGCUCCUGUUAAGACGCAAGGUGUAAAGUUUCUGCAGCUAGCUCCCGGCGAGUUUUUCUUCACUACAUUAAAGGUAUCAGGCUACUGUGGCCUUCUCAUAGGGAGUCCAGUCAUUCUGUAUGAAAUCAUAGCCUUUGUGCUUCCGGGUUUGACGAGAGACGAGAGGAAGUUUCUGGGGCCAAUUGUUUUAGGCUCAUCAGUACUUUUCUAUGCCGGUAUCAGCUUCUCCUAUUUCGUUUUGGUGCCAGCGGCCUUGAACUUUUUCGUUUCCUACGCUGAAGGUGUUGUGGAAUCAUUGUGGUCCAUAGAUCAGUACUUUGAGUUCGUUCUUGUUCUACUGUUCAGCACAGGCUUGUCCUUUCAGGUUCCAGUCAUUCAAGUUCUCCUUGGACAAGUUGGGCUAGUAUCAGGAGAUCAAAUGCUGUCAAUUUGGAGGUAUGUUGUGGUUGGGGCUGUUGUGGCAGCUGCUGUGCUUACACCAUCUACCGAUCCCCUUACUCAGUGUCUUCUAGCAGCACCCCUCCUUGGUCUUUACUUGGGUGGUGCCUGGGUGGUGAAGCUCAGCGGCCGGUGAAACAUAACCAUACUGCUUAAUCGCACAAAAUUUGUUUGUAGUGUCCUGUAUACUCAGUUUGUAAGGAUUCUGUACUUUACCACAUGAUGUAACAUAAUAUGAUAUCUUAUUGAAGGGUGAAUGACCCGUA
This is a messenger RNA of Argentina anserina (silverweed cinquefoil), 1278 nucleotides long. RefSeq names its product sec-independent protein translocase protein TATC, chloroplastic. The transcript has 4 exons. The record is from RefSeq and is a predicted model, not a curated record. The coding region runs from base 102 to 1148 and encodes 348 amino acids. Gene Ontology annotation, biological process: protein transport by the Tat complex; intracellular protein transmembrane transport. Gene Ontology annotation, molecular function: proton motive force dependent protein transmembrane transporter activity. Lineage: Eukaryota; Viridiplantae; Streptophyta; Magnoliopsida; Rosales; Rosaceae. Gene Ontology annotation, cellular component: TAT protein transport complex; membrane.